CAGUGAAGAGAGACCGGCUCGAUCAGGAUCUCGUAUUUUUUCUUAUGGCAUGCUUGUUAUUCUGUUUGGCCUAAGUAAUAUGUUUUAAUUUUUUUAAUCUCUUUAAAUCUUGAUAGUUUAAAUAAAGAAUUUAAUUAGUAUGUAAUGUUCAUUUGUAUUUAUGGUGUGCAACAAAAUAAUUGGAGAAAAAUGAUUUCUGACCAACAUUACUAGUAGUUAUUAAAUUCUGAGUAAUUAUUUUUUAAUUGAACGUGAAAUAAGUAUGAAAACUAGUGAUAUAAACGGACAGGAGUGGGACGUCGAAAAAGGUUUGCCGAGAGGAGUCGCUGCAGGUCUCGGCGGAGGCGACGACGGCCACGGCGGUAGCAGCGGCAACCCGGACGCCGCCCGGAACAGCAAUAAUUGUUGCGACAAUACCGACGACGGUGUUGGCGGCAACCAGCGACUCGACGGUGGUGGUAGUGGCGACGGCGGCGGCGGCGGCGGCAACAGCAGUAGUGAAAGUACAGGUGGCAGAGUCCGCGGCAGGGCGUACGGAGCGGUGUGCGUCGCUGUAAAAGUCGUCGUCGUCGCAGCGGCGUUCAUUGUGACGUGCGCGUUCGUUUGGUACACUAUGGGCCUGCCGUUCUUGUUGCAAGUCGUCGCGGUCGCGAUCAUCGCGUACAUCGCCAGUGGCGGCUACAAAUUCGUCUACCUGGUGUACCGCACCGCUCCCAGAGACCUCAAAGCACUAUGUCGUUAUUACUACUUUUUGUACACUGCAAAAAAAUUGAGUAAGAAAAACUGGACUGUCGCAGAUGUAUUCAAACACAAAGUUGUAAAGAAUACUCCGUUUAAAGUGUUGUUCGUAUUCGAAGACAAAGAAUGGACUGCACUGCAGAUUGAAGAAUACAGUAACAAAGUGGCCAACGCCAUGUUAGAGAAAGGUUUCAAGAAGGGCGAUGUGAUCGGACUACUGAUGGAAAACCGACCUGAGUUCGUGGGCAUUUGGUUGGGCAUGUCCAAAGUGGGCAUUGUAACCGCGCUAAUCAAUUACAAUCAGAGGCUAGUGUCGUUAAUUCAUUCCAUCAAAGUGGCCAACUGUGCUGGUUUGAUUUACGGAGCCGAAUUGUCAUCGGACAUCGAAGAUAUAAAAAAUGAUCUGGACAACGAUAUGAAAUUGUUUAAAUGGUCUAGCACUCCGCCGCCCACUAAUGACGAUACUUACUUGAACCACAUUCUGGACAAAGCAUCGCCGUCCACACCCAAUCCACCAGAAAAACCCGGUUACAACGACAAAUUGCUUUAUAUUUACACAUCUGGUACUACAGGUUUUCCGAAAGCAGCCAUCAUUACCAACGUCAGAUAUAUUUUCAUCGCUGGUGCUUAUGCGUAUCAAGUGGGCCUCAAAUAUAGCGAUCGGUUUUACACGCCUUUGCCGUUGUACCACACCGCCGCCGGCAUAAUGUGCAUCGGCCAAUCACUACUUUACGGUUGUACCACGGUUAUACGGAAAAAGUUUUCUGCUUCCGGAUACUUCCAAGAUAUUUCUAAAUUUAAUUGCACCGCGGGUCAGUACAUCGGUGAAAUGUGUCGUUACAUUUUAGCCACUCCGCCCAAAGCUGAUGAUACUAACCACAAGUUGAGAAUCAUAUUUGGAAACGGACUGAAACCUCAGAUAUGGAAAGAAUUCGUGUCCAGAUUCAACGUACCACGGGUUGCAGAGUUUUAUGGAUCAACAGAAGGAAAUGCAAAUAUCGCAAAUACGGACAACACGUUCGGAGCUAUCGGUUUCGUGUCUAGACUGAUACCCAGCAUAUACCCUAUAUCGAUUAUACGGGUAAACCCAGAGACAUGCGAACCCAUCCGAAACGCUGAGGGACUUUGCACUCGAUGCAACCCAGGUGAGCCGGGUGUAAUUGUCGGAAAAAUUAUCGCAACCAACCCGUCCAGACAGUUCUUGGGCUACGUCAACAACGAAGAAUCGGCGAAAAAAGUUGUGCGAGACGUGUUUGAUAAAGGAGACGCCGCCUUCCUGUCUGGCGAUUUGCUCGUGGCUGACGAAUGGGGCUACCUUUACUUCAAAGACAGAACCGGAGAUACAUUCAGAUGGAAAGGUGAAAAUGUUUCUACAGCUGAAGUUGAAGGAGUUGUUAGUAAUAUUGCUGGUUAUCGUGAUUGUGUUGUCUAUGGAGUGGAAGUGCCUAAUUCUGAAGGACGUGCUGGUAUGGCUGCUAUUGUAGACAAAGAUAAUACUUUAGAUGUAUCUACUUUAUCAGCUGGAUUACAAAAAGCUCUGCCAAAUUACGCACGGCCAUUGUUCAUAAGAAAACUCAAUGAAGUUGAAAUGACUGGUACAUAUAAAUUGAAAAAAUUAGACUUACAAAGAGAUGGAUAUGAUAUUACACGGGUUAAGGAUCAACUUUAUUUCUACAAUAACAAGGGUAUUUACCAAGAAUUGACUAGUGAAACUUAUUCAGAUAUUUUGUCAGGAAAAAUAAGAUUGUAAAAAAACAGUAGGAUUAGUAGAUAAAUAUCGGUAGUUUUUUUAUUAAAAAUAACACAUUUAUUAUAUGUCAUUAUCUUGCCAGUAAAUUUAUCUUAUUAAAUAAUAGC
Molecule: messenger RNA, 2595 nt
Organism: Melanaphis sacchari
Lineage: Eukaryota; Metazoa; Arthropoda; Insecta; Hemiptera; Aphididae
Product: long-chain fatty acid transport protein 4-like
Exons: 12
Coding region: 263-2488 (741 amino acids)
Biological process (GO): triglyceride homeostasis
Cellular component (GO): endoplasmic reticulum
Molecular function (GO): long-chain fatty acid-CoA ligase activity; long-chain fatty acid transmembrane transporter activity
Source: RefSeq, a predicted model, not a curated record